AUGUUGGUGGGGGUCAUCGCCUCCCUGCUCACCAGCGGCAGCGGCCUGCUGUUCGGGCUCUGGGGCACCCUGCUCUGCCUUGCCGCCCGCGGCGCGGUCGUCCCCGCGUGCGCCGCCGCGUCCAACGCGGGCAAGAGGGUAGCUGCUUACAUGGAGGACAGGGCCCCGGUGAACAUCCUCACGUGGAGGCACCAGGUCAUGAUGUGGAACGGUGGCCUGCGCGGCGGCGUGUCGCUGGUCCUGGCCCUCGAGCUCAACAAGGACUGGUGCCACCCGAAGGAGAAGGACCCGAUCGUCGAGGGCACGUACGUGAUCAUCGUCCUGCUGCUGAUCGUCUGCGGGGGCACCACCACGCGCCUGCUCUCCUGCGUGGGCAUGGCGGAGGCCCAGCCACGGGAGGAGACCGUGCCAGAGCCCGGGAGCGGCGACUCCGAGGGCUCCUCCUCGGCAGACGUCGAGUCGAACGAGCGGCAGGGCCCGCUCGGGAGGCCCGAGCAGCAGGCCAGAGAGCGGACGCCCGCCAGGCGCUCGGAGAAGGAGCUCCGGGAGCGGCGCCCGCUGAUCACGACGGCCCGCGCGAGGUGGUGGGGUACGGCCCUCGUGGAGCUGUGCGAGCCUUGGGUGCUCGGCGACAGGAGGACGGUGGAGGAGCUCGUCCGCGCCGGGGCCCGCACGGAGGUCACCGCGCCCGGCACCACCCCCAGCGGCUGA
This is a messenger RNA of Prorocentrum cordatum, 711 nucleotides long. NCBI's taxonomy places the organism in Eukaryota, Dinophyceae, Prorocentrales, Prorocentraceae. The record is from the annotation of a GenBank genome assembly.